This is a messenger RNA of Varroa destructor (honeybee mite), 10063 nucleotides long. It is a transcript of the gene mei-41, whose product is annotated as ATR serine/threonine kinase meiotic 41. Gene Ontology annotation, cellular component: chromosome; nucleus. Lineage: Eukaryota; Metazoa; Arthropoda; Arachnida; Mesostigmata; Varroidae. Gene Ontology annotation, biological process: DNA repair; DNA damage checkpoint signaling; telomere maintenance. The record is from RefSeq and is a predicted model, not a curated record. Gene Ontology annotation, molecular function: protein binding; protein serine/threonine kinase activity.
GCUGCUGUCUUGAUGUUGAAGGCUCUGUCUGUACCCUGUUGAAAAUGUAGCAGCUAUGAAGGCGCGGUUUUUAGUCGAUACAAUUGUCUGAGGUUCUCUUGAUGGUUGUUGUUUGUUUUCUGUGCACUCGCUUUUCCAUUUGCUUCGUCUAACCACAGCCGCUGUCAAUACCGGACAGUCCAUGCGGAUAAAUAAAGUUAAUUCGUAUUAUAACUUGGUCAAUUUUGUUAGGUUUGAGCAGUUAACUCAUGAGAAGAUCAGAAAUCAAUUUCCGAAAGAUGUGCUUAUACCUAUGAGUUAUGAGAAAGUACGUUGCUAUAGGUUGGUACAUAUGUACUGAGAAAUUCGUGCUGCGAUGGGAAUACGCCAUGUCGAAAUGUAGUGCUCUAGCGUACUUGUCGCAGUUCUGUGACACGGCGUAGUAUUGAAAGCUCGGACAAAAACGUUUUUUUCCUGUAUACAAAGCUUGGAAAUUUGUCCACGAUUAGAAGCUCCAUAGCACUCGCACAUCAUACGGCCAGAGGACGUUGGCGUCUGCGAUUUUGUCGUGUGCCGUAAUGCUGCGAUGUCGAGGCAACGUGACGGAAUAGAAUUGCCGAACCUGACCGUAAAGCAUAUGGAUUUGCUGUUGUCCAAAUAUAACGAGAUACAAUAAUCGUUUUUCAACUAUACCACAUUCGUGCGUCCACGGUAAAUCGUCUAUUAGGGGCCACUUGUCAAUUCCAGUCAAUAACGUGAUGCAGAUGGAUGAUUCAGCGGCGGAGGCGCGCGAUGCAAUAUUGCACAUCCUCAACAAUGACGAAACCCUUGAGUCUUACCAUCGAUCGGAAUAUGAGCCGUUUUAUCGGAUUCUCGAUACUAUGCCUGAGACCUUCCUCGCCUCAAUAGCUCCACCAGACCAAACAACAGCUAGGCUUCAUUUCAAUGCGUACUUCCUUGCGAAGAUUGUCACGAAAGCCACUUCGUCACGCCAGUGCGCAGUCGUUACAAAGAUCGCUCUGUAUCUAAUACAUCGCCUGUUGGGCGAACAAGAUAAGGCCGCGGCCACCUCGCUGUUAGCCAUGGUAAGGAACAAUUUUUCGACGGACAGCGUCCUAGCAUUGCCCCCAGGAAAACCACCGAUCGUCAAGUUGCCGGACAAAAACCAGAAUCCAUAUGUGCGUAGCGUUUUUCUACAAUUAAUGGCCGAAUUCCUUCAAAUGGUGCCCGAGCUGGAAGUAAAGGCGUUCUACACUCAGUUGGCGGGCGCUCUUCCAGAAGUGUUUGACGAUAAAACGACACUUCAGUCUUGGCUAUGUUGCGCAAGGUCGCUGUACGAGUUGUUGCUGGAGAUUGGGUUUUAUACGCUUCGUGAGCAUCUCGUCGAUACGUUUGUAGAGAUUCUUAGGUAUCUGAGUGAGGAAAGUCGUAUUAAUGAGGUUCAGGAUGAUCUAAAUCAAUUACUUGGCCACAUGGCCAACCAUGAGAUCCUAUCCGCUGGAAAUGUCAAAAAGAUCAUAGGUAUCUGGCCUCAGCUCAAACCCCUAUGGAAGCACUUGGUCCGGUGGUUUGCGCGAUCAGCCCCUACUGAUCGAAACAUUCACCUUCUUAUUUUGCCCCACUUAACCGAUCUAUUUAGCGGAUUACCGGGUGUAGAACAGCUUAUCGACAAGCUGGAGAUACAACCAGAGUAUUUUAACAGCGUUCGACUCGAGAAGGAUAGUCUGCGAAUUUUUAAUGUUCUUAGCCAUAAACCAUCAUUGACUGCUGGUGUACGCAGCCAGACCGAAAGCUAUUUCCACUCAUUGUUCCCAAUCUCCGACGUGAAGACGUACCCCCAAGCAAUCGCCUGUUGCCGAAUUCUACUCAACGUCUCAUCCGGAAACACGGAACAGUCUGUUGCUAACGUUGUAUUUGCUCCGUUGAUGAGCGUCAGCCCGAACGCUGCCACGUUUGUUCGAGAUCGCCACCGUAUGACUAUAAGCAUGGACGAAAUCUCACGGGACGUAAAGCUGGUCGCCGAGUGCCUGUCUCUUGUACCGCUGUUUUCGGAGACCCGUGUGAAUCAGACAGCUCGCCGAAGCAUUAUCCUUGACGCGGCAAAAAAACGCAAUCUGUUUGCGGCUGUCGUUGAUAACAUCUGCCUAUACAAGGACGCCUGCGAUUCCGUUCUCAGUAUUUUGGAGAGUCACCGCCUUUUACCAGAGGAAAUGAACCACCUAGCGACAGCACUGCUUAAGCUACCGUGCGUAUUAGCUGGAGCGGAGGCGCCGCGUGUAGGGGAAACUAGCAAUAACGGCCAAGUGAAAUCGUGUCUAUGUAAAGAUGACCUCCCAACGCUGAUUACAUCUUCAGCAGCAAGCGAGGCACUAGGUAAUUGCAUCUUGAACGUGCUGGGCAACCAAAACAUCGAAGCUGAAAAGAGAAACAUGCUUGCGAUCUGCUCGACUUUACAUCUGAAGUUCAGUCAACAACAGCUCGAUCGGCUUCUAGAUGUUUUUUUAGCCGAGACCAACUACCUUGUUCGGCUUGGCCUCGUUCGAGCGCUAUAUCGUGCCCUGGAAAGUAAUCCCUCACUCGAACCCAAGGUCGAUUUGACGCAGCAGUUCUCCGACGUGGAAAAUCGUGACGUCUACGAGACUAGUCUAAUGCUUGUCAGCCGUAUCGUAGCUGCACGACCCGCUCUCAAAUUCACCCAUUUCAAGCAUCUAGCAGCUGCGGCCUGCGAUAGUGUCAUGUACCUGCGAACUGUAGCCCUCAGUGAAAUUCACUGGCUGUCGCGACACUCUGGUGUAAGCCUUCGACAGAUGAUCUUAGAUAAUCGUCAGAUGAUUGCCCUGUGUGUGUUCCGUGCCGCAGUUGACUCACCAGCACGCAGUCUGGAGCAUAUCGUUAAGGGUGUGUCCGAUGUGUUCGAUGCGGACUCCCCAGACGUGUAUCCGUGCCUUAAAACGCUCCAUCGCUUCCUUCUGCCGAUGUUCGUGGCCCACGGCGGCGAAGAUGCCCAACGCCGGGUGCGCGAAAUCGCUAGGUUGAGUAGCAGUGGUAAUGCCAGUAGCAAUGGUGGCCUCGUAUUGGAGAACACGCAUUCGAAACUGCUCAAGCUUAUCGGCAGAUAUCUUCCACAGAUAGUGGCAUAUUUAUUCACUACGCACAGACGAGAUCCGGGAGGUAAAUGCGAGACAUUUCUAUCUUUUGCUAUUGGAAACGAUUGGCGUACAGCGUUCACUGAGGGGGCGCCGCAUCGGAUUAUCUAUGAGUUUAUGACGUAUUUGCCAGUCGACGAGGCUGGAGUUAAACUAGGGAUCAGCUACGUGGCUCGUAUGCGACAAUGGACAAUUAACGACGACAUGGAUAUUCGAACGUUCGUGUAUGAGCACCUAAAUCUUCUUGGAGUACUGUUUCUUUAUGAUACAAAUAUCCGAAAAGCGGUUGCCGAAGAGAAGCUGCGCAUUAUUAGCAGUCUUCCGGAGUUUAUUCGUUAUUUGGGCGUAGAACACGUGACCAGUGUCCGGAUCAAGCUCAUGUAUGUACUGCGAGCAGCGUUUUCGGUGUCCGAAUCCGAUAUUACUCUGCUGAAGUAUUGCGCUGACGCAUGGUUCGUAUUUGUGAAAUCGCUUGACAAGUCUGGCCUUCCUACGAUUAUCGGCGAUCUAGUGAUGUCCGUCCUGCCAUUACUCAACACACCGGAAGUAUUGGCCCAGGCGAGAGAGAUCUUAGAGUACCUGCUAAUAGAGAAUAAACAGUGCUACGCUGAACGAUUGCAUGAGCUUGCCUUCCUACAGGAGAUGGACAAAUUGCCGAUGUCGAUUAGGAAGACAUUUGCCUCGAACAAAAACAUCCCAUUCAAGGAGCAAAUUGGCAAUUCUGUAGUGAACAUAUGUAAUGAGAGUAACAGCGUUCGACGACUUGUGCUCAAAAGACUGGCGCGUCUGCUGUCAGAAAAUCGCGAAGCACUUUCGGAAUUACUCGACUCUGAAACGGAGAACGAUUUCAUCUCUGAAAUGAUUCGCCAGCUAUUCGCGUGUUGUCAGACGGGAGAUGCCGUUAUUCAUUCGUUAGUCGGUGAGUGCCUCUCUCAUCUCGGAGCUUUGGAUCCCGCGCGCAUAGCGCUCAGGGUGAGCGCCUCCGACCAAGAACAGGUUCCUAUCAUGAUUACAGAAGACUCGAAAUUUGCUCAUGGCCUACUCAAAAGACUGGUAAACACUUUCCUCACCUAUAACCAUCAGAAUGAUAUGCAGAAUAAGGCCUCAUACGUAAUUCAAGAGGUGUCGAAAACCUACUGUUUACCUAACGACAAGGAGCUGUGGCGUUUGUUUAAGACGCAUGAACAGGAGGUAAUUAGAAUGUUAAGCGGGACUAAGUACGAGUGGAUCAGCAAAAAACAAGACAAUCUCCCAGUGGAACGGCCGAUAUUCAAUGGCCCGCUGGGAACCGAUUUCUCUGCCUGGAUCAACGCUUGGAUCAAGUCACUUCUGCCGCUUGUUCGUAAUAAAACCGAGCGCUAUGUGAUGGAUUUGUCAAGCUUAAUCGCUGAGAAUGAUCUCGCCGUAGCUCAAUUCAUCCUGCCCAGUUUGGUGUCUACCGUCAUGGUUACUGCAUCCGACGAAGAGGUUGAAUACAUCAAGCUAGAAGCGGUGAGUGUACUAGACGGCGGAGCACAUCUCGGCGGAGAUUCGGUCUUUCGUUCUAAGGAAAUGCAACACAUGGCCACUCAGACCGUAUUUUCGCUUCUGGAACAUCUUCUCGGCGUGGCGAAAAUCUCCUCUCAAAAGCGCCAAUAUAGGUUUACCUCACGGGCUGACAGUUUGGAGGCUGGUAGUAGUAAUAGCAGUAGCAGCAGCCGAGGUGGUAAUAGUCAAGGGAACAAUGACAGAAGAUUUAAAUUUGUCGAAGGAAUUGCCCAGGAUAAACUGGCAAGAGCCGCCUUCGGAUGUCAAGAAUAUUCGCGAGCGUUAAUGCAUCUGUCGCGGUAUCUGCAAGCUAAUCCAGGCGAGUUACAAAACAAUUUGACAUUUCUUCAGGAUAUCUACGUUCGGCUGAACGAUCCAGACGGUGUGGCUGGUGCCGCAGAGCUACGUAAGAAAGAUGCAUCACUUAAAGAGAAAAUUAUCGAACACAAAGCCCAAGGCAAAUUACUGGACGCUCUGACGUGCUAUGAGCGACUUCUCGGUUCCUCUGAAAAUCAGAAUCAGUCAGAUUCGGAACAGCAUGAGCGAGGUGUUGUCGAAUGUCUUCUUGCUCUUCACCAGCCUCUGUCAGCUCUUACCAACGCCACUGGGAUGAUAGCUGUAAGCGCUCGACGAUUUUCAUUAGUUACAUCGGGGCAAUCGUCAAGUGCGAAUCUGUCAACAGCAUCUUCGAAAAACAACUGCACGAUCUUCAACUGUGCCGCAUCGGCAUCUAAAGAUGUCCAAACAGAGCAAUGGCAGAUGAUUGCGACGGACUGGAACGCAUAUCGAGUCGAGGCCGCAUGGAAACUUGGUGACUGGUCUGCUCUUGAGAACUAUCUGGCCGAUUAUCAGUCUCCGAAGCAAAAUGGAGUCAAUGCUCAAAGACGAUGCUACAAUGCGUUUGGGUUGUCCGUUGGAGGCCUUCUAUCCGCUGCGCAACGGCUCGACCGUUCACUUUUCGUUCGGAAACUCGACGAGAGUCGUCGACUCGAAAUGAUUCCGGCGACAGCGGCGUGUCUUCAGCCAGAAGUCUACGUACAGGUAUACCCUUCGACGGUAGUUCGGUUGCAUAUGUUGAACGACCUUCAGUUAGGUGUUGAGAAACUCGUUGGCUUUGAGGAUACUACGCUCGACAGCGAACGAUUGGAGUCCAACUUGCGAAGCGUGGUCAAGGCUUGGGAGAAACGCCAGGUCCGCAUGAGACCUUCGGGUGUACUUCAGGAGAGCGUCCUGGAGGUUCAUCGCGCCGUGCUGAGACUAGCUGCCUACCGAGCAGAAAAGGCAGGUUGGGAGUCGCGACCGCUUCAUCAGGAGAUUUCGAGCCUCUGGCUUCGAAGUGCUCAACUUGCCCGAGAGGCUGGUCAUUACCAGCAUGCCUAUAGCUGUCUUUUGGAAGCCGAAUCUCGCGAGAGCGGGUCGCAAUUGGAGGGUGAGCUUUGUCUCGAAAUGGCCACGCUUAGCUGGGCCAAAGGGGAGCAUAUGGCGGCAAUCAAAAUACUCGAUGAUUUUAUUAAUAAACAUGCCAAUACCCAGCGUCCGGCAAAUGACCGGGCAAUGGCCCGGGUUCGACUCCUGCACGCCACUUACUCAUGUGAAGCGUGUUGUGUUGAUGUCGACGCUCAGCAUCGCCUGUACAAACGAGCGGCUAAAGCCGACCAAAGUUGGGAAGAUGGAGUUUACAGGCUCGCAAAAUCGUAUGAUGAAGUCAUUUUGACACCUAAAUGUGAUCUCACCUCCAUCAUGGCCCGGGUCGAUAUUAUCCUGCAAUACUAUUGCCAGUCACUACAUUACGGACAAGCCCAUGUAUUCCAUUCGCUGCCUCGUUUGUUGACAAUCUUCUUCGAUCUUGCCGGACAAGUGGCUAAAACCAAGGAUCAGCGUUUGGAAGCCAAGCUCGCCCAGAUGGCAGCGCGUUUAACCCAGAGUCUGUCAGUACUAAGGCCAUGCAUCUUUUACGCGGUGAUGGGCCAACUGGUGUCACGUAUCGUUCAUCCGCAUCGGCGAGUCGUCGAACUCGUAAAAGAGCUCCUCAUUAAGGUCAUCGCGGCGUAUCCAGAGAGAGCAUUAUGGAGCUUUUUUUUUACUACGAAGUAUGAAAAUAAGGAGCGGCAAUGUAAGGCUCGAGCAAUUAUCGCCGCAAUCGAAUCAAAGGGUGAGCUCCUCCGGGAACAGGCGGCGAUCAUGUCAACGAUGACAGACAUGUUGUUAAUCCUUUGCCGUGCUAAUCUUUCUGCCAAAACUGAGUCGCUCCGGAGAGUUUGCCCAGCUCUGAGCAACACGUUUGCCAGGGGAGCGUUCGCAAAGGUCGUUCUCCCUACUGAAAAACUGCUCGCUGUGAACAUCGACGGAGGAGCGCCCACGGAUGUCUACUUCCACGAAGUAGAAGAUCAGAUACUUCUGCUACAGUCCUUGCAAAAACCACGUCGGAUCACAGUGCGCGGCUCUGAUGGUAAAAAAUAUAGUUUUCUACUAAAGGCCGAGGACGACCUGCGUAAGGAUUGUCGUUUAAUGGAAUUUAUGGGACUCAUCAAUCGAUUUCUGGCUAAAGAACCCGACGCAUACAGUAGAAAAUUACGUAUACGAACAUAUCAUGUUUCUCCCCUUGAUGACAAAUGCGGUAUUAUUGAAUGGGUCGAUAAUUUGAUGCCGCUUGUUGUCGCCGUCGAAGAAGCUAAUGUCGCUGGUGGCUUUACAAAGCUUACUUCCCGCCAUCUCGCACAAAAGAUUCGUCCUGAAAUGGAUAAGCUGUUGCAAAGUGGAGACCAUGCUAAGAUGCGUGAGCUUCUAGAAAGAAAUCUGGCUCUCUUUAAACCGUCGUUAUCGUACUGGUUCCGUUGUAGGUUUCCUGACGCCCCAUCGUGGUAUCAGGCGCAUACUCUGUUCGCGUCAUCUGCAGCCGUUAUGAGCAUGGUGGGAUUUAUUCUGGGGCUGGGGGACCGACAUGGUGAAAACCUACUCAUCGAAACGACCUGUGGCCAGGUGGUUCAUGUCGACUUCAACCUCAUCUUUCUUAGGGGGAGAGACUUAGCGUACCCUGAAGUAGUUCCAUUCCGCCUUACACAAAAUAUGAUUGAUGCGAUGGGCCCCACCGGUUACGAGGGAACGUUUCGUAAAUGCUGUCAGGUCACGUUGAAGAUACUUCGCGCGCAGCAGGACGCGCUGAUGAGCGUGCUAAGUACAAUGGUACAUGAUCCAUUGGUCGAAUGGCGAAACAAACGGAAACAGGAACACCUUGCCUCGAACGACCAUCCUGGUCAACGCGAGCUAACGGAGAUUGGAUACCGUCUCAACGGGGUGUUCGUUGACCGGGGCCAGCAGCCUUCAGCAAGGCCUCUGUCGAUUGAAGGGCAAGUGGCUUUACUAAUCAAUGAAGCGAUCUCGCUCGAUAAACUGGGUCGAAUGUUCCCCGGGUGGGGACCCUGGCUCUAGACUGCUAAUAACACAUGAGAAAGCAGCGAGGUUUCCGUAAGGUUCCUAUUAAUUUUUUUGGUAGAUUCACGAAAACGAGUCGGAGUGAAGUUGAACAAACUCUUUUGACAGUAUUAAUUUUAUUCGACUUUCUAACCAAAGAUGGAUUAGCUUGUUUGUACAAGCGAAGAGGACGUCGAGAAGUGGUCAUUGUACAACAAUAUAGAAAGCCUUUUUUUUUGAGAUUUUACACAAACGCGUGCACCAGUUUAAUGUGAUAUCGUGCACGUAAAACGACCUGGACUUCAAUGAGGAUACCUACACGUUCUGGCAGUGCGUGAUAAAUUGUGUUGUAUCAUUAUUAUUAUAGCUUACGGGUUAAAAACAUUCGGAACAAUCAUGCAUCGUUUGCCGCUAAGCAGUUGUCUUGGGCCUCCUUUUUUAAUCUAUAAUGAAAAUGUAGUGAGCUACAUAUGAUUUCAAUGUACGUCUUAUAUUGUUGCAAAUAUGGCCAACAUAUUGAGACUUUUUUAUGGUCGCAUGAAAAAAAUCAAAUAAAUAUCCAAGUGUUGAUGUGUUUCAUAUAUAUAUAUAUAUAAAUAUAUAUAUAUAAAUAUAUAUAUAUAUAUGUUCAUCAAGAAAAUCUCACUACUCAAGUCGAACAUACGUUCAUGUUAAAUAUUCAUAUAAUGUCUAUGAAAGUCGUGUGUUUUAUUUAUUGUUAAUAUUACUAUUCCAUAUGUUAUAUUUUGUCGGAUUAAAGGUGUAAUUUAGAUGUCUUUUUUUUUUGUAUAUAACGCUGAAUUUGUCGUGCGGUGUCGAUCCUUUUGGAAAUAAAGUUAUUGUCGCGCUUUUCGACUGGACAACAAGUAUAAUAAUGAUCGCUCUCUUAUCGAAAUGCCGACAACUUGUAUCAUCUGAAUCAAUAUGGUAUAGAAAAGUUUACGCCUUGACCGUCGGUUUACUCGUUUUGUGUUUUGAUACAAUUAUCGAUGUGCUCAUCAUUUGAAUUACCAAUUUUUUCGUUUUCAAUGGCUACCUGAACAAAUUCAAAUUGACAAUAUGGCGUAUGGGCCUACCAUACGAAAGUCUCGUGUAGGAUCAUACGUAAACUAGCAAUACUCAAGAACAAGUCCUUUCAGAAAAGUGCGCGCGAGAGAUGAUCAUACCCAGUCGUAGUAACAAAGAAAGCUUUUUCUAUAGAGAAUAUCAAUAUCGAUGAAAAUACAAAAAGAGAAUUUGGAUGGAUAUUUGUCGUUUUUCGACGAACCAACGCAAUAAAAAAAGGUCAGGACAUUUAUCUACAUACAUUUUCUCUAGACAAGAGUAACUACUUUGCCGACGGGUCUUAAUAAUCUCCUGAAAUUCCGGCUGGCCUAUAACAAAUAUAUAUUUACUGCUUAGAAUACAUCAUUCGUCUAAUAAUGCAAUUAAGCAAAGUUAAAUCGUUUCAUAAAGGUCAACACACAAUACAAAUGAAUGAAAUUAUUUUUUCUUGGUCUGCUAACUAUUUCCAGUAGAUCUUAAGGUUAUCGCUGACUUUGUUUAGCGCGAAAACCGUAAACUGAUUGGAAUUUAACCUAUCUGUGAAGUCUGGUUAAGGCAGUCUUCACAUUCGUGAAGUAUUUGGUUUAUUCUAAUAUCCUACUACGUAUUCAAAGUCAUCAGCAUCACUCUUUAGCUCUUUUGUGCUCUUUCGAUCUUUAAUUUUCUAUGUAAUGUUAUUUAUCGCGGAUUAUUAAUAAUUUGUGUCAUAAGGUAAGCAAAACUCUAUAAAGCUUUCCGUUGAAGCACCUUAGAUACGAUACACUUUACGCUGCCGUUAGCUAUCGUGAGUUCUAGCUACCCCGUUGGGUCUUCUGUAUAGUUUCCUGCAUAAUGAUCUUUCAGUAUGAAUCCUUUGCCAUUGAGAUCAUCUGUCCCACACAUUACGACAGUGCUAUACCUCAUGGGGCAGAAGCCAGAACGGCACCUUUUUGUCGCUUGCUAUGUCAUAUUAUUGA